Messenger RNA from Clupea harengus (Atlantic herring), 2662 nucleotides. It is a transcript of the gene mef2b, whose product is annotated as myocyte enhancer factor 2b. Gene Ontology annotation, biological process: cell differentiation; heart development; positive regulation of transcription by RNA polymerase II. The record is from RefSeq and is a predicted model, not a curated record. NCBI's taxonomy places the organism in Eukaryota, Metazoa, Chordata, Actinopteri, Clupeiformes, Clupeidae. Gene Ontology annotation, molecular function: protein dimerization activity; DNA-binding transcription factor activity, RNA polymerase II-specific; histone deacetylase binding.
AAUAGACGGACGGUAGAGUAUACGCAUCUGGAGAAUGAACACCGAUCUGCCCAGCUUCAAUAUCAGACCGAAGAGACAACUCCAAACCAGCUCACUCUGAAGACACCUUAAGGCCUAGCAUAUAUUCACAAGAGCAAAGCAAUGGGGAGAAAGAAAAUACAGAUCUCACGCAUUAUGGACCAACGAAACCGACAGGUGACGUUCACCAAACGCAAGUUUGGUUUGAUGAAAAAGGCCUACGAGCUGAGCGUGCUGUGCGACUGUGAGAUCGCCCUCAUCAUCUUCAACAGCACUAACCGCCUGUUCCAGUACGCUAGCACUGACAUGGACAAGGUCCUUCUCAAAUACACCGAGUACAGUGAGCCUCACGAGAGCAGGACCAACACAGACAUCUUGGAGACCCUGCGGAGGAAAGGCCUGGGACUAGAGGCAGCCGACCUGGACCAUGAGGAGAGCAUGCAGGUGGGAGGGGAGAAGUAUCAGCUCAACGAGGGCAUGGACCUCUCUGUGGCACGCCAGCGCUUUUACGCCCCCUCUCUCCUCCCAGCAGAGGCCCAGGUGCUGAUGAACUCCGGCUGUGAGAACGGAUACCCCAACGUCUCCAACUCCGGCCUAGGGCCACACCGGGCCCCUGUCUUCAAGCCUCUCGGCCCCAGACCUGGCACCACCAGCCCUGCUGGUCCAGCAACCCAUCCGGGUUUCAUGACACCGCACACAGGCAUCGGCUACUCCAUGUUCUCCCAUGGCAACCUGAGCAGGGCUCUCGAGAUGAAGUCGCCGCCCCCUCUGAACCUUGGCAGUGAGGGUCGUCGCAUGGAGGCCCCACCCAGCACUCGCUCCAACCUGACCAACAGAGUGGUCUACCACAGCAUGCAGCCUGGGAAUCACAUGGUGUCCAUGGGCAAGACGGGCCUUCUAGGGCACGGCCUGGCAGGAUACGGACCCUCUGAAUACUCCCGUCAAGGUUUCCCUCAGUCUAUGAGUAUACAGCGUGGUGCCAUGAACCCCUGGCCGCCAAUACAACAGCACGAAUCGCACUUGCCGCACAUCAGCCAAGGCAUGUCUGUGGGAGGGUACUCCCAAACCCCCACACCCCCGUCUCCCUCCACCUCCUCACUCAACCUCAGCAUCAAAUCAGAGCGCGCCUCCCCUGAGCACAUCAGCUGUCCGACCACACCCACGCCACACCACAUGGGGCCCCGCUCACCAAUCAGCGCCCACCCUCCCCACGAGUCCCACCCCUCCGCCAUGGGGAGGGAUGGUGGCUACCCAUCACCACACUGCGUGGCCAGGAGCCUGUCGGAGGAGAAGGGGGACUCUCCUCUCAGGCAGAUAGAGAGCAAUGGUGGGUGGCAGAGAUAACAGUGGGCAGGUAACCCUGCCACCCCCACAACUGCCACAUAUUAAUGUCCACACAGAGUGGGUUAGGCUAAUGGGCUGGUAUUGAUGUGGGUAAUAUUAAACCACAGCAUUCAUUCUGUGAGCACUUGAGGACAGACAUUAGCUUUCCAGUGGUAUUUUUGAAGGUGUGUUGUGUUGAAUGUGGGGUUAAUGAGCCCUGAGGGGUGGAUGCCUCUGAGGGAGAUAUGAGGGACUGCAGAGCCCCACACCAGUGUUCUCGUGAGACCAGUGUGCAGUAAACACCGUAACCAAUGUUUCCAAUACAACUCAGAGCACUGAGUUGAACAUAUACAUUUCUUGUGUGGGUCUCAAAACCGUUUAGUUCUUUUAAUACUUUCAUUGUUUUCAGUGACAAUCAGUGGUAUGCAACAAUGCCUUCCAAAAACAAUGUUUUUCUGUGUGAAAAAAUAAUGUAAUGAUGAUCAGUGUGUUUCUCAGGGAUUUUCCAUAUUCUGAAAUGGUUUAAUCCAGAAUGAGCAUUGUAUAUUUUUCCUCUUUAAAAAAAAAAAAAAAAAAAGAAAUACUAUUUUAUACUCUUGCCUAAAUAAUUAUGUACAAGUACCUGACUAAAGGAAGACCAAAGUUUUGUCUUUUUAGGAUAUGUUUGCAUAAAUACCGCUUUUUUUGUUUUGUGUUAAAUUUAUGUCUGAUGCAAGUUUUUAUCAAUGCGGGAAAUAUACCUUCGAGGGAGAACAUUUAGCUGUUAAACAAACAUGUCGAUGGUGAAGUACGCCCUCUACCGGUAAAGAUAAAAUUCAGACGGUUCCUCACAUUCAAGCUAUUUCAGAGGCCAUACUUGAACCCUGUGCUAUGACGCUUGCAUGCACUUUAAAGUGUAACCUAUUCGUUUUGAGUCACAAUGUUUCACAAUGCAUCGUUUUACUUUGAGUUGUUCCUCUAGUUAAAUGUGCAGCGACUCAGUAUUAUUUUCCUUUUUUCACAGUUAACCUAUACUGUCUGUUUGCAACCCACAAUUUACUAUUCUGUGUUCAGUCUGGAGGGAAUUUAAUGAAACGUUCACGCAAAAAUGUUGAGAAUCGCAAAAUGAAACCUCGUCCAGCUUGUCCUGGGUUGAUUGAUUUUCCCUGUAUUUCCCACUAGGGGUCCCCAUAAGGCAGUGCCUAUAACGGGUGAGAAUGAACAGGGGUCUGAUGAUGGGGUAGCCUAUAAUAAGCCUUGAUGUGUGUAUAUUUAUUGUGAGACAGUUUUUCAAUGUCAGAAUGUUGUUUUGCCUAAAUAAAAUCCCUCGUUUUUCUUACAA